GCCGUCUCCCCGCGGCCCCGGAGGUUUCACUGCACAACAAGAUGGCGGCGGCGGCGGCGAGCGGAGCUGGCGGGGCUGCGGUGGCUGGAGCUGGGGGAGCCGGGCCGGCCGGCCGUCUUCUGUCUCCGCCUGCCCCGGGGCCCCCAGCCGCCCCCGCCGCGGUGCCCCCUCCGCAGCGUCCCGCAGCCCCAGCCUCCCGCGGGCCGAUGCCCGCUCGCAUCGGCUACUACGAGAUAGACCGCACCAUCGGCAAGGGCAACUUCGCGGUGGUCAAGCGGGCCACGCACCUCGUCACCAAGGCCAAGGUUGCUAUCAAAAUCAUAGAUAAGACCCAGCUAGAUGAAGAAAACUUGAAGAAGAUUUUCCGGGAAGUUCAGAUAAUGAAGAUGCUUUGCCACCCGCAUAUCAUCAGGCUCUACCAGGUUAUGGAGACAGAGCGGAUGAUUUACCUGGUGACAGAAUACGCCAGUGGAGGGGAGAUAUUUGACCACCUGGUGGCCCAUGGCAGAAUGGCCGAAAAGGAAGCCCGGAGGAAGUUCAAGCAGAUUGUCACAGCUGUGUAUUUUUGCCACUGUCGGAACAUUGUUCAUCGAGAUUUAAAAGCUGAAAAUUUGCUUCUGGAUGCCAAUCUGAAUAUCAAAAUAGCAGAUUUUGGCUUCAGCAACCUCUUCACUCCUGGGCAGCUGCUGAAGACCUGGUGUGGCAGCCCGCCCUACGCCGCGCCGGAGCUCUUUGAAGGGAAGGAGUAUGAUGGACCCAAAGUGGACAUCUGGAGUCUUGGAGUUGUCCUCUAUGUGCUUGUGUGCGGGGCCCUGCCGUUUGAUGGAAGCACACUGCAGAAUCUGCGGGCCCGAGUGCUGAGCGGAAAGUUCCGCAUCCCAUUUUUUAUGUCCACAGAAUGUGAACACUUGAUCCGCCACAUGCUGGUGUUAGAUCCGAAUAAGCGCCUCUCAAUGGAGCAGAUCUGCAGGCACAAGUGGAUGAAACUAGGGGACGCCGAUCCCAACUUUGACAGGUUAAUAGCUGAAUGUCAGCAACUGAAGGAAGAAAGACAGACGGAUCCCCUCAAUGAUGAUGUCCUCUUGGCCAUGGAAGACAUGGGACUGGACAAAGAGCGGACACUACAGUCACUAAGAUCAGAUGCCUAUGAUCACUAUAGUGCAAUCUACAGUCUGCUGUGUGAUCGACAUAAGAGACAUAAAACCCUGCGUCUCGGAGCACUUCCUACCAUACCCCGAGCCAUGCCAUUUCAAGCACCAGUCAAUAUCCAGGCUGAGCAGGCAGGCACGGCUAUGAACAUCAGCGUCCCUCAGGUGCAGCUGAUCAACCCAGAGAACCAAAUUGUAGAGCCUGAUGGGGCAGUGAACUUGGACAGUGAUGAGGGUGAAGAGCCUUCUCCUGAAGCCUUGGUUCGCUAUUUGUCGAUGAGGAGGCACACAGUGGGGGUGGCUGACCCACGCACGGAAGUCAUGGAAGAUCUGCAGAAGCUCCUACCCGGCUUUCCUGGAGUCAACCCACAGGCUCCCUUCCUGCAGGUGACCCCUAACAUGAACUUCAUGCACAACCUGCUUCCUAUGCAGAAUCUGCAGCCAACUGGGCAGCUUGAGUACAAGGAGCAGUCUCUGUUACAGCCACCCACACUACAGCUGCUGAAUGGAAUGGGCCCCCUUGGCCGGAGGGCAUCAGAUGGAGGAGCCAACAUCCAACUGCAUGCCCAGCAGCUGCUGAAGCGCCCACGGGGACCCUCCCCACUUGUCACCAUGACACCAGCAGUGACAGCAGUUACCCCUGUGGACGAGGAGAGCUCGGAUGGGGAGCCAGAUCAGGAAGCUGUGCAGAGGUACUUGGCAAAUAGGUCCAAAAGACAUACACUGGCCUUGACCAACCCUACAGCUGAGAUCCCACCGGACCUACAACGGCAGCUAGGACAGCAGCCUUUCCGUUCCCGGGUCUGGCCUCCUCACCUGGUACCUGAUCAGCAUCGCUCUACCUACAAGGACUCCAACACCCUGCACCUCCCUACGGAGCGUUUCUCCCCUGUGCGCCGGUUCUCAGAUGGGGCUGCAAGCAUCCAGGCCUUCAAAGCUCACCUGGAAAAAUUGGGCAACAACAGCAGCAUCAAGCAGUUGCAGCAGGAGUGUGAGCAGCUGCAGAAGAUGUACGGGGGGCAGAUUGAUGAGAGAGCCCUGGAGAAGACUCAGCAGCAACAUAUGCUUUACCAGCAGGAGCAGCACCAUCAAAUCCUCCAGCAACAAAUUCAAGAAUCUAUCUGUCCUCCUCAGCCCUCCCCACCUCUUCAGGCUGCGUGUGAAAAUCAGCCAGCUCUCCUCACCCACCAGCUCCAGAGGUUAAGGAUUCAGCCUUCAAGCCCACCCCCCAACCACCCCAACAACCAUCUCUUCAGGCAGCCAAGUAAUAGCCCUCCCCCAGUGGGCAGCACCAUGAUUCCAUCUCACUGUGAGUGGAGGGACCACACAGAGACAGGUACUGCAUCUCCUUCCCAGUUUCAAGGCUUACCCUCUCGUGGUGCAAUCUUCCAGCAGCAGCCCGAGAACUGUUCCCCACCUCCCAGCAUGGCACUAACCUGCUUGGGCAUGCAGCAGCCUAGCCAGUCACAACAGGUGACCAUCCAAGUACAGGAGCCAGUUGACAUGCUCAGCAGCAUGUCAGGGGCAGCUGCAAGCUCUGCAGGGCGGGGCACUUCUAUCAGCCCCAGUGCCAGUCAGAUUCAGAUGCAGCACCGUACCAACUUAAUGGCUUCCUUCAGCUAUGGGCACCGGCCCUUGUCCAAGCAACUGAGUGCUGACAGCGCAGAGGCUCACAGCUUGAACGUGAAUCGGUUCUCCCCUGCCAACUAUGACCAGGCGCAUUUACACCCCCAUCUGUUUUCGGACCAGUCUCGGGGGUCCCCCAGCAGCUACAGCCUUUCAGCAGGAGUGGGGUUUCCUCCAGCUCAAGCCCUGGAAAUCCAUCCACUUGACCAAUUCCCCACCUUCCCUCCCAGUGCACAUCAGCAGCCACCACACUAUACCACAUCAGCACUACAGCAGGCCCUGCUGUCCCCCACACCGCCAGACUACAGCAGACACCAGCAGGUACCCCAUAUCCUUCAAGGACUGCUCUCACCCCGGCAUUCGCUCACUGGCCACUCGGACAUUCGGCUGCCUCCAGCAGAGUUUGCACAGUUCGUUAAAAGGCAGCAGCAGCAGCAGCAGCAGCAGCGACAGCAGCAACAACAGCAGCAGCAACAGCAGCAGCAGCAGCAACAACAGCAGCAGCAGCAGCAGCAAGAGUACCACGAAUUGUUCAGGCAUAUGAGCCAAGGGGAUGCUGGGAGCCUGGCUCCCAGCCUUGGGGGACAGAGUAUGACUGAGCGCCAGGCUUUGUCUUAUCAAAAUGCUGACUCGUAUCAUCACCACCACACCAGCCCCCAGCAUCUUCUACAGAUCAGGGCACAAGAAUGUAUCUCACAGGUUUCCUCACCUACUCCGACCCAUGGGUAUGCUCAUCACCUAGCACUAAUGCAUUCAGAGAGCAUGGAAGAGGACUGCUCAUGUGAGGGGGCCAAGGAGGGCUUCCUAGACAGCAAGAGCUCAAGCACACUGACCAAAGGUUGCCACAACAACCCUCUGCUCUUGAGUACCAGUGGCCCGGGGGACCCUGAGUCUUUGCUGGGAACUGUGAGUCAGGUCCGGGAGCUGGGGCUCCAUCCCUACGGACACCAGCCAGCUGCCACAUUCAGUAGAAAUAAGGUGCCCAGCCGAGAGUCUGUCAUAGGGAAUUGCAUGGAUAGAAGUUCUCCAGGGCAAGCAAUGGAGCUGCCGGAUCACAACGGGUUCAGGUAUCCGACACGGCCUUCCGUCAGUGAGCACCUCAGGCCCCGGACCCUCCAGAGGCACCACACCAUCCAGAACAGUGAUGAUGCUUAUGUGCAGCUGGAUAACUUGCCAGGAAUGAGUCUGGUAGCAGGGAAAGCUCUUAGUUCCGCCCGGAUGUCAGAUGCAGUUCUCAGUCAGUCUUCACUCAUGGGCAGCCAGCAGCUUCAGGAUGGGGAAAAUGAGGAAUGUGAGACAUCCUGCUCAGCUACAAGCACCCUGAGGUCUCUUUCAGCAUGGAGCAGGCUGGUGUGUAGCAAGAAACAUCCUGUGUCUGCUUCGCAGGUCUGUGUGCAGCUCAGGAGGAGGAGGCUGAGUCUCAACCGACAAUAUCUAGUAGUGUUGCACCACUUCGCCAUCUGCCUGUCCACCAGAAGAACACACCUCCUUUCCCCACAGUGGGCUGGCUAGUGGGCCAUCGUCUGGAUUGUGAGGGGGUUUUGCCAUGUUCCUUUGUAUGACGAAGUCACCAAGGAAAUAAACAGGAAAUCCGUGUUCUCCAUCUUUUGUGAAACUGUAUUUCAUGUGUUUGAGUUGGUGGUUUCUUUUGUGUGGAGGUUUGUUUGUGCUGUCUGUUUCUCUUGUUUCGGGUGUUUCUUUUGAAGACGAUUUUCUUUUCUUCUUUUUCUUUCCCUGUCCAGCCUUUCUUGAUCUAGCUCUUUCUCUCUUUCUUGUUUGCUUUUAUUUUCUCCUUUGUGUUUCCGAGGCAGGGGAACCAACUGUUAGCAUUCAGGGGCUCUAGACUCCCCCUUCUGCAACCACCACAGAGAAGCCUCUCUCCCUCUGCUCCAGUCUUCAGGAGCAAAUGCUAGACCAGGGCAUCUCUGGAAGCCCAGUGACCAAGAAAGGGAAGGGGCAGGGGCACUAGUCUCUGACUCUUGGAGAACAAGAGAGAGAGACACACUGAGCCCGGAAACUGGCAGCCUGUACUGCUGGGCUCCACUGGAACCAUAUCUGGCCCAGCAAGACCAUAUCAGAUCUUCAGUAUACAGGCAGAGAGUGGCCUGGCACUGAUGGGUUGCCAGCCAGGAGUUCUCAGCAUGGGCCCCUCUUUGGUGUAUGGCUCAUCUUCCCUCUGGUAACCUGCAAAGCUGUUGCUUUUACCAUCGCUGGCUCCCCCCAACCAGACUGCAUAGCAACAGCGGUGCGCUGUACCUCUGUGUUACCUCCACCCUCAUUCUGUUACAUUGUAAAAAGGACUGCUUCAUUUAUUUCAUUUAUGUGUGCAUAUAUAUGACUAUAUAUCUAUAUAUGCCUUUCCCUCUCAGCCUCUUUGUUGCAGGAAGAAUAGGAGGUUGUCUGGGAUCCUGCCUCUCCCUCAACCUCUUCCUCCCCCCAGCACCCUCAGCCCCUAAAUUUAAUUCUUGAUCAUGUAGGAAUUGUUUCUGAUAAAUGUUGAUAUUAUUGUUAUUAUUAUUUUAAUAAAGACAAAAGGAAUUUUUGUUUAAAAGAGAAAUGUUUAACCGGAUUCUGUUCUGUUUGGAUGUGUCUUGCGCCUUUUGCUCUGAGCGUUUUCUUUGGCAUUGUUUUGUGAGCUGCUCUCCCUUGUGCCAGUGACACAUGCAGUGGCCUCCUUUCCCCUGCUGAAGCAGCGCAUACGCAAUAGCUAGUGUUGAUGUCACCUUUCUUUCUCUCUGCUGCUGGAAACCAAAGUCUUCUCUGCAGUCUGGGGGCUGAGUGAGGGUCUGGUCUUCAAAACCAGAGAGAGACCCUACACAUUCUGUCAGCCCUCUUUUCUGGGAGCCCAGCCUCUGAAUUUGCACAGAAGAAAGCAGUUGCCAGUCAAGGCAUCCAGAUGGCCUGGCAGGGUCCCCACAGCUCAUCGUCCUCUACUGACACCUGCAGCUCAGCUCCUGAGCCCACCGUCCUUGAGUAGAUUUUUUUCAGUGCAAGAACCUUGCUGGGGACCCAUCCCAUGUUUCCAUGGCCUUCAUUCACCCCUCUCCUAGGUGGAGUCACCAGUUACCUACCAGAAGGGAGCUUACUUCCUAAGAAAGCCCCAAGAGCCAUUGUUGGCAUCCCUGAGCUCUAUCCAAGCCGGACACCUGGGACCCACCCUGCUGCUCCCCAAGCUCAGCCUGACCUGUUUACAUGGUACUGGAUUGAUGGAAGAGCAGACACUACCCUCCAGAGCCACCCAGAUGGAAGCCAGUGAGCUGUUAACCAUGCCAUCUUGCAAACUACUUUGAAAACCACCAUUGCUUUGUAUUGUAGUAACCAAUAUGUGCAGUAUAUGUUGAAUGAAUAUGAAUAUACUUUCCUUUUUCUGUUCUUUGAAAAUGUCAGUAUUUUUUUUCUUUCUCAUUUCUGUUGAACUAAAAAAAAGAAUUUAAAAGAAAAUCUCCAGACUCAAGUUGCUAAGACCUUUUGUCCUUGUUUGUGUGGGACAUUUACUACUUAGUAACUUGGUUAGACAGUAGGAGGUUGUAGAAAUAAAAACCUGAUUAUGUUCUAAUGCCAAA
Nannospalax galili (Upper Galilee mountains blind mole rat) is the source of this 6337-nucleotide messenger RNA. RefSeq names its product SIK family kinase 3 (gene Sik3). Gene Ontology annotation, cellular component: cytoplasm. Bases 42 to 4286 code for a protein of 1414 amino acids. Gene Ontology annotation, biological process: protein phosphorylation; microtubule cytoskeleton organization; intracellular signal transduction. Lineage: Eukaryota; Metazoa; Chordata; Mammalia; Rodentia; Spalacidae. Gene Ontology annotation, molecular function: ATP binding; protein serine/threonine kinase activity; tau-protein kinase activity. The transcript is spliced from 26 exons. The record is from RefSeq and is a predicted model, not a curated record.